Anguilla rostrata (American eel) is the source of this 2341-nucleotide messenger RNA. RefSeq names its product fibrinogen-like 1 (gene fgl1). The transcript has 9 exons. The record is from RefSeq and is a predicted model, not a curated record. Gene Ontology annotation, biological process: blood coagulation. The coding region runs from base 90 to 1076 and encodes 328 amino acids. NCBI's taxonomy places the organism in Eukaryota, Metazoa, Chordata, Actinopteri, Anguilliformes, Anguillidae.
UUAUCAUAGUCAUUUGGCCCUCACUGUUUAGAAGAUGUUUACAGGCCUGAUUUUAUCAGACCCAUAUGAGCAUUUUUCUCUUGUGACUCAUGACCAGACUGCCAAACACCACCAGAUUUAAGGGAGUAUUUAUCAUGGGAAUGACUGAUAUAUUGGGACUGAGGCUGCUUAUCUUUGGACUUGUUUUCAUUGUGGAUUCUUCAGUUUCGGCGCCAGAUGAAUGCCAGCAGGAGACGACCAGGCUGCGCUCCCAGCUGAGGGCACUGGAGAGCCGUGCGCUGAGGCAGCAGGAGCUCAUCGAGCAGCUCCGCAGCCGCCAGGCAGAGGCGUCCCUCAGCGAGGACAGCCUGGUCGACCUGGGCGAGCUGAAGGACUACGCAGACUGUGCUCAGAUCUACAACGAUGGGAACAAAGCAAGCGGGUUUUACAUGAUCAAACCACUGCAUGCCCCCUCGAAGAUUAAAGUGUACUGUGACAUGAGCGAUGGAGGGGGCUGGACCGUCUUUCAAAGGCGAUCUGACGGGAGCGAGCGCUUUGAUCGGGAUUGGGCUGAUUAUAAGAAAGGCUUCGGAAACAUGCAGUCUAACAGUGGAGAAUUCUGGUUAGGAAACGAUAACUUGCAUUAUUUAACUUCACAAGGUGAUUACGAGCUCAGAGUCAACAUGGCAGACUUUGAUGAUAAUCAACGCUAUGCAGUGUACAGAAGUUUCAAAGUUGCCAGUGAAGAGGACAGCUACCAGCUGGCGUUCGGUAAGUACUCUGGGUCUGCGGGAGACUCGCUAGCCGGCGGCUACCAUCCGGAGGUGCAGUGGUGGGCCAGUCACCAGGGCAUGAAGUUCAGCACGCACGAUCGCGACAACGACCGCUACGAACGCAACUGCGCCCGCGAGGACAAAGCCGGCUGGUGGUUUAACAGAUGUCACUCUGCCAAUCUGAAUGGCUACUACUACAAGGGCCCGUACAGCUCAGUGACUGACAACGGGAUUGUCUGGUACACAUGGCAUGGAUGGUGGUACUCCUUGAAAUCUGUGGUGAUGAAAAUCAGGCCUGAGAAUUUUGAGCCGAAUGAGGUGUAAACAUGCUCUGAAUGCACUUCCACCAUAAUAUCAGCGUGAGAUCUUUGUUUUCAAAAUAAAAGUAUUCAUUAUGCAUAACACAAUGUGUUUUCUUAGGUUUACGUCCCCUGAGUUUCUAUUCACAUGCUUGACCAGGUGGUGGUCUAACUCCAGAAGUCACAAAAUUUAAUCAGAAUUCAUAUUACAUAUAGAAAAUGCAUUUCAGGUGUCUUGAUGUCUGUCAUCGACUACUGCCUGUUCUAACAUUGUUUGAUUGAAACCCUUGGUAACUCUAGAUCCAUAUAAAAUAUUCAAUGUGUAAUGAUGUAGUGUUAUUGGAAAUAUUAUUCUGCUCUCCGAUUGACAGAAUCAUGACAUUGCUAAGAGCCCAUCCUGUUUGUUUGUUUGUGUGUGAAAAAGGACAGUUAUCCAGAUUGAGUCAUUCAUAUGUUCGCCUGCCUUAACAAACCAGAUAAGCACUUGCAAGCACAGGUUCAGGCACGCACUGUCAACUGCACAUUAAUUAUGAGAAUACACGUUUUAGUGCUUGCAAUGAUAUAAAAGACACCUGUAUACUACUGUGUAAAAUUAGAAACUGAUUAAGACACUUUGUGUUUAUCCAGUAACUGUUGCAGAGGUCAAAUUAAUAUGACAAAGCAUCGCAAUGGCUGAAGCACUAUGAAUUCAUUUUAUAUGUUCUUUAAACCUUUUCUUAAAAUAGUGGCAACAGAAAGACACAAGCAUCAGAGUUGUUAUUUUUCCAGCAUGAUAUCCUGAAUCAACGAACCAGAUAUCCUGAUCCUGAUGUCAUAUUUCCUUUUUCCUGAUCUGGCAAAAUGCACUUGAAACAGGUUUCAGGGGUGUGACUAUUUCAAUUCCACUUUCUGAGUAAGCAUUCAAAUAAAAUUCAAAUGUUUACAAUAAUAAGAGGCCUGGUUUCUAUUGUGUUAUAUAACUUAUAUCCCAGGAAUUAUAUGCUUGUGUGAAAAGUAUAUUGUGAAAGUAUCUCUAUCCUAGUUUAUUGGCACUCAAUAUAUAAUAUAGCUCAGCUAUGGCAUGUACAUUCAUUGGACCUGUGUUAAAUAUGUCACAAUGAUAUUUUGCAAGAAGAAAAGAUUGCAGAGACAGUCCACACAUAAAGAUGGCUUUCUUACUUGGCGGUGCUGAAUCUGGAAUGAUUAAAGAUCAGUUGUUCCUCAUGUUCAAAACGCUGAAGUGAAGACCACCCGAGCAAUGCAGUAGUAGGGCCUCCAUAUGUCCGAAGCCCUGCUACCAUAAAGUAACAU